Messenger RNA from Staurois parvus, 334 nucleotides. The record is from the annotation of a GenBank genome assembly. NCBI's taxonomy places the organism in Eukaryota, Metazoa, Chordata, Amphibia, Anura, Ranidae.
GACUGACAACUCAUGGGGCCCCCAGGCAAUAGGGGAUCAUGGGGCCCCUGUGUCCUUGCCCAAACCCAAAAAAGCCUAUGAAAAAGCCAAUGAAAGGGUUCAGGCAGGGGCGGACUGACAACUCAUGGGGCCCCCGGGCAAUAGGGGAUCAUGGGGCCCCUGUGUCCUUGCCCAAACUCAAAAAAGCCUAUGAAAAAGGUAUCAGGGGCAUCUCAUGGGGCCCCCUACUGACCCCGGGCCCUCGGGCAGUACCCGAGUUUCCAAAUGGUCAGUCCGCCCCUGGGUUCAGGCUCAGUGACUACUAUGUUAAUCUAUAGAAGUUUUGGCUUGCACU